UGCCUCUAGGCCCCGGAAGUACCUUGCGGGCUGGCGCGGCUAUGGCACCUGGGGCCUGGUGGCUGGGGCCGGGGCUGCGGGUGGCGGGACUGAGGCUCAGCGCGGCGGGCGCGGGGCCGGCUCCGGCGCGCACGGUCAGGAGGAGCGUCCUUGGGGUCUCCCCGCACCCAGUGCUGUAAAACGUUCUAGGGCUGGCCUGGCCGGGCAGGUGUGGCAGCUCUGCCGCCGGAGCGCCUGCCACUGAAGCAGAAGACGAUUCUUUCCUCCAGUGGUUCCUGCUUCUCAUUCCUGUGACUGCCUUUGGCCUGGGGACAUGGCAGGUCCAGCGUAGGAAGUGGAAGCUGAGGCUGAUCGCGGAACUAGAGUCUAGAGUCACCGCCGAGCCCAUCCCUCUGCCGGGAGACCUGAUGGAACUGAAAAAACUGGAGUACAGGCCAGUGAAGGUCAGGGGGCAUUUUGACCACUCCAAGGAGCUAUACAUGAUGCCCCGGACCAUGGUGAACCCAGCCCGGGAGGCAGGCCGGCUCUCCUCCUCAGCAGAGAGCGGGGCCCAUGUCAUCACCCCCUUCCACUGCACUGACUUGGGAAUCACCAUCCUGGUAAAUAGAGGGUUUGUCCCCAGGAAGAAAAUGAAUCCUGAUACACGGCAGAAAGGCCAGAUUGAGGGAGAUGUGGAUCUAGUUGGGAUGGUGAGGCUGACAGAAACCAGGAAGCCCUUUGUUCCUGAGAACAAUCCAGAGAAGAACCACUGGCAUUACCGGGAUCUGGAGGCCAUGGCCAGGCUCACGGGAACAGACCCCAUUUUCAUCGAUGCAGACUUCAGGAGCACAGUCCCCGGAGGACCCAUUGGAGGGCAAACCAGAGUCACUUUGAGGAAUGAGCAUGCGCAGUACAUUGUCACCUGGUAUGGACUCUGUGCAGCCACAUCGUACCUGUGGUUUAAGAAAUUCCUACGUCGGACUCCGAGCCUAUGAUGAGAUCGGCUGACAGCCCCAUCCCUAAAUAAUGAGAAGUGAGUGAAGAACAUUUUAAGAUCAUGUUAUCACUGGUGUAAAUAAAACUCUAUACUACCCA
This is a messenger RNA of Manis pentadactyla (Chinese pangolin), 1074 nucleotides long. RefSeq names its product surfeit locus protein 1. Gene Ontology annotation, biological process: mitochondrial respiratory chain complex IV assembly. NCBI's taxonomy places the organism in Eukaryota, Metazoa, Chordata, Mammalia, Pholidota, Manidae. Gene Ontology annotation, cellular component: membrane; mitochondrion. The transcript is spliced from 9 exons. Bases 408 to 974 code for a protein of 188 amino acids. The record is from RefSeq and is a predicted model, not a curated record.